Messenger RNA from Marmota monax (woodchuck), 2555 nucleotides. Its product is annotated as protocadherin Fat 1-like. The record is from RefSeq and is a predicted model, not a curated record. The transcript is spliced from 2 exons. Gene Ontology annotation, molecular function: calcium ion binding. The coding region runs from base 155 to 763 and encodes 202 amino acids. Gene Ontology annotation, biological process: homophilic cell-cell adhesion. Gene Ontology annotation, cellular component: plasma membrane. NCBI's taxonomy places the organism in Eukaryota, Metazoa, Chordata, Mammalia, Rodentia, Sciuridae.
AUGGCAAAACCGCAAAGUGCUUGCCUCGCAUUCCCAACUGGAACUGUGUGCCUGGGUGUUUCUGAGUAUAAUCAGGCAAGAGCCUGUAGGGACUUGCUGGUGAUAACAAGGAGGAUCAUCAAGAAAUAGUCAUGGAAAUAUUGGAAAUUCUUUUAUGAUUGAUCCCAUCUUGGGCUCUAUAAAAACUGCCAAAGAAUUAGAUCGAAGUAACCAAGUGGAAUAUGAUUUAAUGGUGAAAGCUACAGAUAAAGGCAGUCCACCAAUGAGUGAAAUGACUUCUGUGCAUAUCUUUGUCACGAUUGCUGACAAUGCUGCUCCUAAGUUUACAUCAAAAGAAUACUCUGUUGAAAUUAGUGAAAUUACCAGCAUUGGGAGUUUUGUUGGACUAGUUAUAGCCCAUAGUCAGUCAUCAGUGAUAUAUGAAAUAAAAGAUGGAAAUAUAGGUGAUGCUUUUGAUAUUAAUCCACAUUCUGGAAGUAUCAUCACUCAGAAAGCCCUGGAUUUUGAAACUUUGCCCAUUUAUACAUUGACAGUCCAGGGAACCAACAUGGCUGGUUUGUCCACUAAUACAACUGUUUUAGUGCAUCUACUAGACGAGAAUGACAACUCGCCAGUUUUUAUGCAGACAGAAUACUCAGGACUUAUCAGUGAAUCAGCUUCCCUCAACAGUGUAGUCCUGACAGACACGAAUAUCCCACUUGUUCUGAUUAUCCCAGGCAUUUUCCCCUCUAUUACUUGGACCCCUGGUAUCUCAUUUUUCUAAUUGUAAUAUUUUCAGAGUAAUCUCCCUGUUUACCUGCUUCUCCUCUGAGUGGCUUUCCCCCUUCCUUUUGAUUGGCCUUGAAGUCCUUGGCACUUGGAAGCUUUCCUCUGAGCUGUUGAAAGCUGCAGGUGGAGCUUGCUAACUCCUGGGCUUCCCUGCAGGGAGGCUGUUUGCUUUGCCCAUUUUCUGCAGGUCUUUUCCUUGAAGAGACAGGUUUCUCUAGAGGAGGGGAGGAAUCCUCUUCUCCCAGCCUGAGAAAUGUGGCUCUUUGAAGUCAGCUACGGGAAAUGAGGGUGUUAUCAUUCACUUCCUGUUUGCUUCACUUUGCCCUUUGUCUCCAAAUCAGCCCUGGAGAGAGCAGAGAAUCCAGGUCUACCUGCUUGAGUAUUACAGCCUACUACACCCUGCUGUUCCUCUUCCCAUUGUGCGUAACAAAUUGACCUGUUAACAAGGCCUUCUCCACCUCUACCUGUGGUCCAUUUGGAGUUGACAAUACCUCUUGGUUGCAUUAAAAGUGGAGUUUGCUUUUUUUUUUUUUUUAAAGCUCUGUCCUUUUUCUGUUCUGGAUUUUUUUUAAAAAAAUCAUUUAUUUUAAAACUUUGUUGUUGGAUGACUUUCAAGAAAAAAAGGGGGGCAGAGAUUUUAAUACUCUACCAUCUUAAACUGAAAGUCUGUAAUAAGCUCUUAACUAUCAGUUUCUAGUUCCAGAAAGAACUGAUAUAUGAAUUUUCUAUCGCACCAUAGCAAAUGAGCAUACAUUUAGUGGUUUAAAAUUACCCCUCUUUAUUAGCUCUAGUUUUGCAUAUAGAAACCCUGGCAUGGUGUGACUGGGUUCUCUGCUCAGUCUCACUAGACUUAAGUCAAAUUUCUAGCUGGUCUGUGGUUUUGCUGAGGUCUUAUGUCACGGGAGAAGAGAUGUCUCUGGGAAAGGGCCCAAGGAGUUCCCAGAGGGGAGAGAGACCCUACUGGUCCACUCAGGACCAGUAGGGUUCUUAGCAUAAGUGAUGGAAAAGAAUUUCAGCACAAGUCAGACAAAGACUCAGGUUUAUUCAGGAAGGCAGAUAAACAUUUAAGGGAGAAUGCAGACUUGUCUCAAGCGAGAAGCAGCCCUGACUUGGGCCGGGGUCCAAUAUUUAUAGAAGAGCUGUAUUGAGGGCUGGACUGGGGGUGGAUCCUGGGUGGAGCUGCACAAUGUCAUGCUAGUUUUCCCUGCGCUUGAGUAUUUCCCUCAUUUUACAAGGGCAUAUUGUUCAAGAUUUACAACUAUGUUUUCUAUGUCUCCGUGGCUUGUGGGUGUUUUCUUUAAGAUUCAGUAUUUCUCUCUCUCUAUCUAAUCCCUAUCUCAGGUCCACUCCAAGCUCUCAGGGUUGUUGGCACAAGUUGGUUCCUUGCAAUCGUAGAACUGAGGUCCUCUUUUCCUGCUAUCUGGCCUGAGGUUCCCUCUUCCUUGACAGCUUCUUUGCUUGGGUUUUGGCCCUCUCACAACAUGGAAGCUUGCAACACACUUAAGUAUGUACAAGAUUUCACCUGCCCGAGUCAGGUGGUCCACCCAAAAGAUCAGAAAUCUUCCUUUGGAUUAACUGAAAGUCAGCUGAUUAGUGUCCUAAUCCAGGAAUUCCCAUCACAUUCACAAGUCACAUCCAUACCCGUGGAGGUAGUUAUACCAGGUCCCCAGGAGUCAUCUUAGAAUUCUACUAUCACAUUGGACACUGUUAUUUUUUCUUAUUUCUUUUUUGUUUGUUUUUGGCAAUACUUUGAACUUCUAAAUAAACAGAUGGCAUUUUAAAUUGAA